Gamsiella multidivaricata is the source of this 3441-nucleotide messenger RNA. RefSeq lists its product as uncharacterized. The coding region runs from base 1 to 3441 and encodes 1146 amino acids. Lineage: Eukaryota; Fungi; Mortierellomycota; Mortierellomycetes; Mortierellales; Mortierellaceae. The transcript has 2 exons. The record is from RefSeq and is a predicted model, not a curated record.
AUGUCCAACAUCCUUUCCCCUAUCGUGGCUCGCUAUAGCGUCUUCUUCACCCUCACCAUGUUCUCCUCCUCGAUGAUCUCUCAAUCGAAGCAGCCAACACAUCUGGUCCAAACGUUGCUGAUCGAUGCACAACAGCGAUAUCAGGACAAGGCUACCCAAAAGAUGAGAGUACUCAUUAGGAACGUCUCGACUACUUCGACGUCGUCCACGUCCAUAUCGCAAUCAUCUUCCUUGCCGUCUGUCUCCGUCUCGACCUCCACGGCACUCUCCUCGCCGUCAUCCUGCACAUCGACAACAGCUCAACUCCGUUCAUUUCCUUUGGAUGCACCGUUGCUUUUGACCGCCGAUGGAAGCGAAGGCUCUUCUUCUACACAGAAGUCAGAUGAGCAUCUAGAAUGCGCAAGUGCGGCAUUUGUGUUCACUGUACCCAGCAGCCCUUCGCCACCUACCUCCAAAGAAGCUACUGCAGGUGCGAGCUCAGGCCUCCCCACCGCUAAUACAGUUCCUGUGGAAAGUCGACGACACCAGGAUGCACUGUCGACUCGAGGGUCCAAGGUUUCCAAGUCAUCCAUCGCCACGCUGCUUUCGGUUACACUAACCAUGAUCCUCCUCAGUCUCCUGCAGAGCAUGAAGAGGCGCCUCAGGAGGAAGGCGCGCAGUCUCCGCGGAGCGGCGCGGCGCCAUCUCAAAUCCAGGCACCAGCAUCAUCAUCAUCAUCAAUACCACCGUGACGACCGAUCCACCAAUCCUCCAUACUCUCAAUCGUCACGCACCAACACCCUCACUCUCAUGGAUGGCAUGACUGAGAAUGCCCAGUCGCUUACCCAAUCCCACGCAUACUACUGCAGUUUGCCUAUCGCUGUGGCGAACAGCGCCGAUCAUGAGCCCAUCCAAUACAAACUGUUGCACACCAUCGACUCUGAUCGCCAAUCAAGUCCGCCGCGUUCUCUUGCCAUCCCAAACCUUGAAUCCAACCAUUUCUUAAGCGUCCCCAAUCUCUACAGCUCUAGGAACGUGGCCUGGAGUCUCAGCGAUGGACAUCUACCCAACGCACAAACCAAGGAUGAUUUUGUUGCGGCCUGGCUGACACAGACACAGUGGAGCCUUGCUAUAGGUCCUGGUGAGUUGUCCCCUGAACAGGCCAAUGCCGCUUGGCGCAUGUCCAGCGACAAUAUCCACCAAAUGGAGGAGCGACAUCACCAACAACCAUAUCCAUCCCAGGAUCUCCAGUAUCGGUUCGAUAGCCAGCACACCAUCAUUACUCCUAAUGGUGUUCAGCAGGAGCCCCGACAAGAGCACCGCGCUAGCCAGCUAAUUAAUGAACCAUAUGAGGGCUCAACAUCAUCGUCAUCCCAGCCGUCGCCAAACCUUUUGCCCGCAAGGCAAAUCUCGGCCACCUUCGACCAUCACCAACGCACGCACAAUAAUCAUCACUACCAUCAUCACCAGCCUACGCCAUACUCUUUUGUUCAGUGGCAGGACCAGCGUCAUUAUCAGAUUCAACCUCAGCCUCAGCCUCACUAUCGCUAUCAUCAACAGAUUCCGCCUAGAUUCAGCCAUUUACAAGAUCACAGUGAUCAUCAUGGCCAGGCUCACCCUCACCGUCAGUACCAGGCCACUCGCUCUGAACACUCGUCACGUUCAGGCCAUCGUCGGUCGCUGUCACUCACCCAAACAACCUCGUCAAGAAACCAGUAUGCUGAGCAGGCCGUUCCAGUCUCACCAAAGUUUGAGGACCUAUCUCCAGCAGAGCAGGCGCGACAAGAGUACUCCCUGCGUCGUCAGCGAUACCAAAUGCACCAACAAUACCUCCAACAACAACGCCAUCAACAGGAGGAGCACCAAUUCCACAGCCAGGAGUAUCAUUUCCACCGUAAGGUGCUUCCGCAUAGGUACCAUUAUCAUGUCCAUCACGGCCAUGCGGCAGCCAUCUCGGCCCACGACCUUGGGCGAUACCCCACAGCAUAUCAUUCACAAAAAGGUCGAACGGCUAAUGAGCUCGCGUGGGAAAGGCAUUGUUACUAUCAGCAGCAGCAGUUGCAAGAGGAGGCGUUGGUAGAGCGGAAGCGCAAGGAGGCGCAGUGGCAACAGCAACAGCAACAACAACAACAACAACAGCUGCAGCAACAGGAAGGGCAACAGCAGCAGGGGCAGCAACAAGGAGGGCUUUGCCCUCCUGAGCAGGAUCCAUUUGCUAGGACAAGUUCAUUGAAUCGCAUCACAUCAUCAUCACUUUCGCCACGGACUGCACAAGCGCUUGGCCUUUCCCAAUCCCAAGCUGUUUCUGUAUGCUGUGACAGUAGGAAGCCAAAGGAGAUCAAGGUUGCAAAGACAAAAGCCUCUGUAGGAACUGCCAAGGAGGCCGGAGCGGCAAAGUCGAUCGUUUCAGACUGUCCAAUUCUAUCCGCAGGCCUCCGACUGAUAAAGAGGAACGAGGCCAAAGACUUAAAGGAGCGUGACAGUACUCACACAAGCAAUAACGAGGACACCCCUGCAUCCCUGGACUCGCUUCAGCCAGUUGUGCUCCAACCACAGGAAUCAGUCACGCCCUUGAGUCGCAGAAGGACGUUGAAGAGCAUUGCACCCUCCAUACGUUCCCUCGCCCGCCGAUGCUCCAGCCGUUUUGGCAAUCGUCCAAAUUCAUUCGCUGGAUCCAGCAGUGAUCCCAACAUUCAAUUCACUGACGAGAAGACAGCAAGUGCAAGUUUGGCCAUGGAGACGGUCUAUGCAGCGCGUUCGCUCGCGCCUGGACUUGAUGGCGUUGUUGAUUUGCAGCAGGUCGGGCCCGCAGAUGGUGACUCUGCUGUGAAGUACUGCCCUCCAAUCUCUGCGAGUACCUCUUUCCUGCCGCUCAAGGCCGCUGCGUCUGAGCGUAUUCCAGUUCAUCGAAAGGUCACACUCUUCCGCUCCAAGACGACGACAAUCUCUCGCUCAUCCCGACCGAUGCAUGAUCCACAACAUAACGAAACGACCCCUUCCAGUGCCGCACCUACAGAUGCCAUGACCACCACGAAAACAACAACAUUGUCCGCCCGUCCAAGAGACUCACUGAGGCUUGCCAAUGGUCGUGGUCACGAGCUAUCCUCGCUCCAGCCUAGAGCGCCCGCGGAGAAGAUUGAACAAUCCACCAAUGAUCUCAACAGUGCACUACCGACCGAUGUUAUCUCCUCAGCCUUUGAUGUGGAGCAGCAAGAAGCAACCCGUCGUCAAGUGAUUGCACUACUGGCCAUGGGACGGAAGGAGCGCGUCUCUGCCAAGACUGGCUUGACUAUGGUACAACCUUUGCUGCCGUCCCCGAAGCAGCUUUCUCCACUCGCCUUGGAGGCCCAGGAUGAUAUACAUGCUCCGCUCGAUCAAACACAAGAAGACCCCUGCGAGCGCAUUGCGUUCAUGUUGGUGCCAAAGUCGCGAUACGAGUUCCAGCCGCUCGUGAUGGCUUAG